AUGGCGUGGCUGAACGAGGCCCGCCGGUCCCUCAGCGAGGGCGGCACCCGUUCAGGCCGAGAAAUCGUCGAUGCUCUGAUUCCUCUUCUAAGCGACUGGGACAUCAUAUAUCUUCGCCAAAGAAUAGCAGAGCUCCGCGGCACUCCCACCGCCUUGGCCAAAUUCACCGAUCUCUCCUUGGACUGCAUCUACCUCAUCCUUCCCUACCUCACCAUGCGAGACUUCCUGGCCAUGAGGCUCGUGUCCAGGGAGUGGAAUCGAAUCUUGACCCAGCCCGAGCUUCUCGUGAUCCUCUGCCGCAUAUACUUCCCAGGUAUCAGCACAGAGAAGGCCGUUGCCGCCGGCACCAAUAUUCAAGAGUUCUCCAACGUCGCCCGCCUAUACAGCCGCAAAAGAGCAGACGCCUGCGGCAAGAUGUUCGUCCCAUGGGAUAUUGAAGCCCACACUGCCGCCACCAACAUUUCCUCCCCCAUACGAGACAACCCCAGCGGCGACAUCGGGCCCAGGGGCAAGUACCUGCGACACCCAACCUACGAAACCGUCUGCGCCGAUGGCAAGCUUGUCCUAUUAGCUCACAAGAACUACCUCCUGAUCGAUGACCUAGCCCAGGGAACCCGGAUGAAGCUGGCCCUCAACGCCGACCCUCGCGUUACCCGCAGGCUCAUGAAGGUGGAGGCCUUGACCGGAAGAAUCAUCGUCAUGUCGUCGCUCCCAGGGCCCUCUCUUGCAGCCAUGGCAGGCCAUCCAGUCCCUGCGGCAUCCAGGCUUCGAACAAUCCAUGUCUACCAUUUCGAGCUCAAGGUUUGGCGCAAUGUCACGCUCCCCGCACGUAUCGACGAGUGCUUCGCCUACGAUGAGAUGUUCGUCGUUACCUUCCACUCCAAGACUGCUAUGCUGUGGACUUGGACCAAGGGACUAGUCGAACUUCCCUUGGACAUUCCGACGUUCAACACGCGACCCCCAGGCUCUGACAACUUAUAUUCCUCCGUGGCGGGUGUCUUGUUCCACCCUCUCGAUCCCAACACUAUCUUCUUGGUCUGGGUGUAUUUCUUUAGCGGUGUAAAUGUCAGCGAGAAUCUGUUCACCACUGUCGUCGUCAAAUACAAUUACGAAACGGACGGCAGCCGUUGGGUUCCAACGAAAGGUUAUAGACACUCCAUCUCUCAUCCGAUACCCAAUCCUGGUCCCUCGAACCACUGUUUUGGAGGGCAAACAGACCCGCUUGGCGUUUGCUUCUCGCGCCGCUUCAGCAAGACAAGCCCCGAUGGCCUGUUCCUCGUUGGUCUCUUCUUCCUCGUCAACUACACGAGUGAGCACGACAACGAGGGCAUGUGUGAGUGCGUGCAACCGUCAUGGGACAAGGACUGCGUGCGGGCUCUCACGUUCAACGUCUGCACCGAAUCAUUCGACGAGAAUCGUUACUAUGGCUUCAAAGACUCUUGGGCUGUUAAUGUCAGAACUAUAUUGCGCAAAGGCCGUGGAGUCACUGAUCAGGGCACGUUUGAUCACAUCCAAGUGUGGAACGGGGAGCUGUUCAACAUGGUUAUCAAACUUCUCGGCUCAGGAUUGACGCCUGUCAUCGAAACCAUCAGGGGCCGUAUGGAGAACGGCCUUCCCAUAGCCACGCUGUCUGGUGACGACGAUGUAGAAACACUCAACCCUGUUUCAACACAGCGCGCCUUCGGUGAUGGCCCGUUUCAGGUCCAUGCCGGCAACGACUAUCUCGUCCUCGCUGGCGGUCACGGCUAUGCUCUAUGGCGAUGGGACAAGGAGAGGCGGAUGCGACCGGAGAAGCAACAAGCUGGCCAGGAUUACCCGUGGCUGGCCAAUGGCGAAACUCUCUCAGCCAACAUGAGGCACUUUGACCAGACAAGCGAGGAAGACUUCCUUAAGGAGCUCCAUCCUCCCUACGCCGAUGCACGCUGCGAGCUGUACGAUGUGGUGGUCAAGCUGUACCAUGCCCCCAGGGAUAUGGCUCUGGAGCUCGUAAAAGACUAA
This is a messenger RNA of Clonostachys solani, 1998 nucleotides long. The record is from the annotation of a GenBank genome assembly. Lineage: Eukaryota; Fungi; Ascomycota; Sordariomycetes; Hypocreales; Bionectriaceae.